This is a messenger RNA of Polypterus senegalus (gray bichir), 3294 nucleotides long. It is a transcript of the gene ropn1l, whose product is annotated as rhophilin associated tail protein 1-like. The record is from RefSeq and is a predicted model, not a curated record. The coding region runs from base 476 to 1144 and encodes 222 amino acids. The transcript has 8 exons. NCBI's taxonomy places the organism in Eukaryota, Metazoa, Chordata, Cladistia, Polypteriformes, Polypteridae.
AAAGUGUGCGUGCAUUUAGCGGUUAUGGUUAUUUUAAUGUCUCCGGAAUUGCCGCGUGUGUUUCGUUAAAUUUAUUUAUUUUGAUUUGACUGAUUUUACUUAUACCACUGUUUUUUUUAUUAAAGGACAAUGGGAAAAUACAACUUGAGUAAAAUGACUUGUCAAAUCAGAUCAACAGAAUUAUAAUUCAAUGUUUGGAGCUUUGCUUUAGGUGAUUUUUAGGCGGAGUAUCAGUGAUUAAUUUAGACUGCUAUUCAGAAACUGUAAAUCACUCUUUUUAGAAUUCUUAUCGGCCAUCGUAGGCGAUUACACGCUAACUCUACGCUGCUCCUCACAGAAGACCAGCACCCCAGUGUAAGUUGCGGAGAGGGCAGCAGAGUUGUGUGCGCAGGUGUGAACACUCGCUAAAAGUUGUAACAGAUCUUCCCAGCUCUUUUGACACUUCUUCCUUGGUUCCAUUUAUUUAUCUGCAGUCAUGCCUCUUCCUGAUACUAUGUUCUGUGCCGAGCAGAUUCACAUCCCCCCGGAACUGCCAGAUAUUCUAAAGCAGUAUACCAAAGCUGCUAUACGGACACAGCCUCACGACAUCAUUCAGUGGUCUGCAGCGUACUUUUCCGCCCUUUGUGCAGGGGAGACGCUUCCAGUCAAGGAAAGACUUGAAUUGCCAGUAGCAACUCAGAAAAAUGACACAGGGCUGACACCCGGCCUUCUGAAGAUUUUGUUUAAGCAGCUUGGGUACAAAGGGACAGUAACACGCACAGAGCUGGAACAGAAAUGGACAGAUCUUUGUCUGCCAAGAGAGCAACUCAGACAUUUGCUGAUGCUUGGAGGUUUUCAGGAAAGCGUGGAAUGGAGAAAGUUUUUUGCUCUUGGAUGUAGUGCACUUGGUGGGACUAUCACCAGCGCGCUGAAGCAUGCUUGUGAAAUCCUUACUUCUGAUCCUGAGGGAGGAGCUGCUCGCAUUCCCUAUGAAACCUUCCGGAGUAUCUACACAUACCUGGCUCAUCUGGACGGGGAGAUCUCGGAGGCUGAGAUUGCAAGUUUCCUCAGCAGCAUUAAGGAAGAUGUGGAUCGACAACAUGGAAUGGUUCAACCCAGAAACUUCAUGGGAACGAAACCUGCAGAAAUAAAGGAGACCGAAUGACUUUAUUUUGUACAUAUGCAAAUAUUACUGUUGAUCAUGGUUGUCAAACUCCACUGCUUGGCCACUGAGGUGCUGGUUUUUCCUUUCAAACAGGCUUUUGAAUAUGUUAUUUUGUGGUUAAAAUAACGGGUGCAGCAAGGGGAUGUGAUGAUUUAUGGCAGGAUAGAAUGAAUGGGUAGAUUGAAUUAGAGAAGAAAUGAAGUAGUCAAAAUAUGAAUCAAUGUAGUGUAUCUAGGAGUCCGAAAUGUUCAAAUGCUACCGACUGAUGUCAUGCUGAACACCGAGGGCUCUGCUCUACAGCCUGUCUCACCCUUUUGAUAUAGAAGGAAUUCUUACUGUACUUGAUCACCCAUCAAACAAGUCCUUCACUCUGCCAGUAGACUGAAAGCUAAAGUAAACCACUUUAAAAUAACACUACUAAUAGAAGAAAUUCUCACUGUACUGGCCAAGGUGCAUUUAAUUUAAAACAAAAUCUUCUUUACACCGCCGUUACUGACUUGGAUUCAGUGUAUGUCCUAAUGGCAAACACACGAUAAGGCAUCGACCAGUUGUCCAUGCCCACUAAAAGUACAUUUAGUGUACCGCACUGUCCCGGCACCUUGUAUAUCUCCCAAAACAGCCCAGUGAUUGCCACAUUCUUGUGCUGCACCAGUUACUUUUUGUAUGGGAUGUUUUGAUUCUGUGGUUCUCAAAAUGUCUUUACAUGUUUAGCACGCCGAUUUGUGUAACGUUUCAUUGGUGCUAUUGCUAAAGAUGUUUUCCAUCAUAAGGUAACAUUCUCAAAUGUGCUUAAUCCAGUUCAGGGUUGUGGAGGGCCAGAAGGUAAGAAACAAACCUGGACAGAGUGCCAGUCCAUGAAAGGCCUUGUAAUGUCAGAUCUCCUCGUCAAACCAGCUUAAUUCAGUUUGGCAUUACAGGAGGUUGGAGCCAAUUUCAGGGUUGCUGGGGCAAAGCAGGAAACAGCCCUGGACUGGGCAUCAACUAAUCACAGGCACCAGUUUUCUAUUAUGUUUUUUCAAAUGUUCAGGAAAUAAUUAUUUCAAAUGACCAGCCAGUAGUUGAUAAGCUCACACUGGUGCACGUAACGCCACGUUGCCUUUAUGUCUAGUGAGCUUGUUGAAUUUGAGGGGAUACUUCUGCGUCAUUAAGGAUGUCAUCUUUAGUCACGGCUCUUGCAAUGUCUUCACAUGUCCACACGUUUCUGCUAUCGGACCCGUACUUUAAAAUGGUGCCCUAUCCAGGCUUUACACCUUCCUUGUGCUUCGAUGCUUCUGGGAUUGGCUUUGUCCUCCAUUGGCCCUGAACUAGAAUAAGCAUUUUUGAAAAUGUUAAGAGUAUCUGAAUAUUUCAAACUUGUAGAAAAAGGGAAAGCAGAGACACCAGAGAGACAAACCUCUUUUAAUCCAACAUACUGAGCACAUGAGAUGGAGAAGCAGGGUGAUUAAUUAAGAAAAGGUUUCAGUUUAAGACAAGAAUUAAUGUCAAAAAAUGAGCACAACUGCAACAAAACCAGCAGCCUCUGCUUUAUUCAAAAGGCUCAAUUUCAUACCCCUGUGUAUUGAUGGUCUACAGGGGCCGUUUUUCUUAUCCUACAAACUUUCUGUAACAAAAAACAAAAUUAGACUGCGAUGCUGUUGAUCUUGCUACUCUGACCCCCAGCCAAGUAGAGAACUUGAACAGCUACCUCUAUGAUAAGCACACAAUGUAAAAAGCUUUGAAUUGUUACAUGUAAAAACACAAAAAAAUUAAAUUGUAAUAAAUUUUAAGAUUGUAUUUAAUUUUAAAAUAAAUGUUAUAUUAACAGUAUGUCUGAAAUUUAUAGAUAAUCCCAGAUCUUGGUUUAUUUGUGCUAAUAAUAACGUACCCAAUUUUUCAGUGUCUGCUGAUGUCCUCUCAAAUAACUUUAACAUACUGAGAUGAAACAUUUCACAUUUUAUUGAAGUGUAACAAGACAGCAUCUGAUUACGGAUUUCAAAGUGGCACAACAAAAGAGAACCGGCAAAAGCAUAAGGUGAAAAAUGCAUGCAAAAAACAAACAUGCAGUGACAAAAGUACACAGACUAGUAACUCCCUUGGGGCUCUUUUUUUCUUAUUUUAUAAAUAAUAUAAAUGUAAUGUAUAUGUACUAGGGACAGUCAAAAAGUUUCUGC